AUGUAAAAUUAAUAAACAUUUGACGAGCUUAAAAUUAAUGGUGUAACAUACAUAAAAUUAGAAAAACUUGGUGAAGGGGCAGAAGGUGAUGUUUAUAAAGGGUUAAAUACUUAAACUAAUGAAAAUGUGGCUAUUAAAUAAUACAAAUAAUAAAUUAAUGAAAAGGAAUACAGUGCAUUGUAAGCACUUUAAAAAUAGAAUUUGAAACAUAUUAUUGGAAUAAAAGAAGUAUUAUAUUAGGAAUAAAAAGAAACAAUAAUUAUUAUGGAAUUUGCUGAUGGAGAAUUCAAUGAAUUUAUGAAAACAGAUGAUUAUCAACAAUUAAGUAUUGAUUAAAAAAAUAAAUAUUUUAUUUAAGUAAUAAAAUAAAAUGAUUAUAUUAGAUGGCAAAAGGAGUUAGUUAACUACAUAAAUUGGGAUUAUUUCAUAGAGAUUUAAAACCAGAAAACUUUGUCUAUUUUAAUAAACCAAACAAUUAAAAAAUUAUAAAAUUGAUUGAUUUUGGAAAAGCAAGAAAUAUAGAGAAUAAUAAUGAUGAACUUCGGAAAACAAUUUAAGUUGGAACACCUUAAUAUGGAGCUCCAGAAAUUAUUACGGGUGAUUAUGAUAAUUAAAUCGAUAUCUGGUCUUUGGGACUAGUUUGGUGGGAAAUGUUAACAAAUGAAUCAUUCUUUAAAAGUACCAAUUAAAAAAAAAAAUGCGAUCAAUAAAUGAUAGAUUCAAAAAUUGAUUCUUGUAAGUUUAUAUAAGUAAAAGAGAGUAAUUUUCUAAAAAAAAUGUUAAAUUUAGAAGCUUCUAAACGACUUUAAUUAAAAGAAAUUAUAUACGCUUAUAAGAAAUAAGAUGGCAAAUAAUAAAAUUUAAUCAAUAUUAAUUAAAAUUAAAGCACAUACAGAAUAAUAAAUAAAAUUGGUUAAGGGGCAGAAUGUAUUGUGUAUAAAGGGCAAAAUACUUAAACGAAUGAAAUUGUAGCUAUUAAAGAAUACAAAUAAAUAAAUCAAAAUGAAUUAAAAGCUAUUUAAGCAAUUAACUAAAAGAAUUACAGUCAUAUAAUUGGAAUAAAAGCAGUCUAAUAAAAUUCUAAUUCAUGUAUAAAAAUAGUUAUGGAAUUUGCGGAUGGAGAUUUUUAUAAAUUUAUGUCAACAUAAGAUUAUUAAAGAUUGGGCUAUGAUUAAAAAAAUUAAUAUUUUCUUUAAGUAAUUUAAUUAUAUGAUAAUUUUUAGAUAGCAAAAGGGGUUGAUUAACUUCAUGAUUUGGGAUUUUUUCAUAGAGAUUUAAAACCAGAAAAUUUUGCAUUAAUUGAUAUACCAAACAAUUAAAAAAUUAUUAAAUUGAUUAACUUUGGUUUUGUUAAAGAAACAUCAAAUAAGAUGGCAAAGACUGUAUGUGUUGGAACACUAUUUUAUAUAGCACCAGAAGUUUUAACAAAUAUUUAGGGUUUAAUUAAAUAUUUUUAUGAUAAAUCAGUUGAUAUUUGGUCUUUAGGAAUCAUUUGGUAUGAGAUGUUAACAGGAGACACAUUAUUUUAUGGUAAUUUAUAUUGAUAAUCUUAGGUAAUGAUUAAUAAGAAAUAAUUAAUCAAAUCUUGAAAAUUAGUUAAUAAGAUAUCGAUUAAAAAAUUUAAUAAAACCAGAAUAUAUAACAAAAAGAAAAAGAUAUAAUUAAAAAGAUGCUGAGAAAAAAUUCAAUUUAAAGAAUAUAAUUAAAAGCGAUAAUUGCUGCUUAUAAUUAAAAUGAUUCAAAGCAAUUUCCAUUUUUAAAAUUUCCAAUCUAAUAAAAUUAGAAUUAGCUUCAAAUAUAAUUCUAAUAAUAAAUAUAAUAUCCUUAAUUAACAGCAAAAAAUAACUAAUUAUAAAUACAACCUUAAGAACUUCAGAGAUAAAUUAAAGAUUUAGAGGAAAGAGAAAAUAAGAAAUAGUAAGAGAGAGAAAAAAUUUCAUAAGAAUUAAAAUAAUAAAUGGAAAAAGAAGAGAAAUAAAAAAUAUAAGAGUUCGAAUAAUAGAAGAAUGUUUAAAUGGAAUAAAUAUAAAGAGAAAUGAAAAAGAAAAAUGAAUUAGAGCUUGCUUAUAAAUUAUAAAUAAUUUUAAAAUAAUAGAGAUUAGAAUUAGAAGACUCGAUAAGAAUAAAAGAAAAAGAAUUAAAAUAAUAAAAAGUAGAGACUCAAUAAAAGGAAAUAAAUUAAGAAUUGUUAGCUUAAAUAAAAAUUUAGUAAGAAAUAUAAUUUUAAAAUGAAAUAAAUGAAUUCAAAAAAAGGAAAGAAGCCGAAUAAUAGCGAAUUUUCUAAAAGUAUCUAGAGAAGGAAAAAUAGGAAAGAGAAGAAAAAAUUAAAUACAAAGUAUAAGAGGAAGAAAAAUUGAUUAAAGAAUAAUUAGAAACAGAUAUUUAAAAUAAAUAUCUAUUAGAAUAUUCAUAGAAAGUUAAUGAAUUGGAAAAAAAAUAGGAAUGCGAAAAUUAAAAAUAAUUAGAGGAUAAAAAAUAAUCCUUAAUAAUAAUAUUAUAAUCUUAGUAAAAUACAAUAUAAAUGUUUAUAUCAAAUCUAAAAUAAAAAUUAUAAGAUAUAAAUGAAAAAUAUAUACAAAAUGUAAAAAAAAAUGAGAUAAUGGAUUUCAUAAAUAAUGAACUCUAAAAAUAAAAUGAAAAACUCAAAGAAAAUUAAUAGAAACAAUUAUAUAUUUAAUAAGUUUCUUAAUUAGAGUAACUAUAUGGAUAGGAUAUUUAAUUGUCUUUAGAAAUUUAAUAAGAUUAACAUGAAUAAAAUGAGCUUAUUAAUUAUAUUUAAGAAUAAUCAAUUUUAGUUGAAAAGUAAGCAAGAGAUGAAUAAAAUAUAUAGUAAAAUCAAAUAGAAAGUCAAAAAUAAAUAGAACAAGAAGAGAAAUUAAAAAAAGAAAAAUAAAAAUUUCAAUAUUAAUUUGCUAGCUUACAAUAAUAAUGCAAUACAUUUUAAAACAGUAUUUUAAAAUUUGAAGAAAAAAUUAAGUUUUAUGACAAAAUUUAAUAUUAAAUGUAAGGCUAAGAGUAACUUCAAGAAGUUAUACAGAAAUUUUAUAAAAUGAUAUAAGAAUUAUAAGUUUUAUAAUAAUUAUAAGUUUUAUAAUAAUAAGAAAAAAUGAUUAAUGAACUUUGGUAAUCGUAAUAAAUUAUUAGUUAUUAAUCUUUUCAUAGUAAGAUUUAAGAUAUUGAAUCAACUUAAAAUAACCUUAAAAUUUUAAUUGAUUAAUCAGAUCAAACUAUUGAAAAAAUUGAUAGCUAAUUUAUUGAUGAACAAUUUAAUCAAAUACAUAAAUUAGCCAAUAAUUUAAAUGAUUACUAGGAUAAAUUUAAAUAUCUAUCUAAUAAAAAUUAAAAAUAUAAAAAUAAAAUAAAUGAAGUAAUUAUUAAAAUAGGAAAUAGUUUUAAAUAGUUAAAUAAUUUGAAUUAAAUAUUAACUUAAGGAAUAUUUGAAAAUUAUCAAUAGUUCAAUCGAAUACUAGAUUCAACUAAUCAAGAUAUAUACGAAUUUUUCAAAUAAUAUAAUUAAUUGCAUGAACAAAUUUACGAAGAUUAAUAAAUUGAAUAACAAAACGUUGAAAGAAUUAAAAAAUUAAUAAAUAUAGAAGGAUAAUUAAAAGAGUUUAUAGAUAAAAUGAAUAAGCUAAAAAACUAGGUUAAUAAUUUAAUUAAUAAUCAAUAUUGUAAUAAUGAAUAAACUAAGAAUUUAAUUAUGGAUAAAUAAAGAAAAAUUGAUGAAAAUAUGAAUUAAAUUUAAGAUGAAUUUUAAAAUUUUAAAGAAUUCAAUCAAAUUGCUUACUAUGAAAUUAAAAAUCAAGUAAUAUCCUUGCAAUAAUUUUAAGAGAAAUUAAGAAAAUAAUUUGAUGAUGAAUAAGAAUAAGUUAUUUAACUAUAAUUAGUAAUUUAAAAAAUAGGAGCCGAAAAUAAAAGUGGAUUAGAAAAGGAAUUUUCACAAUUAACUCAAUAAUUAUAAUAAAAAUUAAUGUAAUUUACAAAAACACUUUAAUCAGUCAAUCUUGAAUAAGAUUAAAUUGAGUGCUAUAAAAAAAUGAAUGAGAAAAGAAACGCUUUGUAUAAUUAACUCAAAUAAGAAAUAUUCAUCUUAGAGAAUUAUUAUAAACUAAAUCAAAAAAACUAGAUGCUAAUUAAUUAAAAAUUAUAAGAACUUUAAAAUAAAUAGAUAUUUGAUAAAUUAAUAAUCAAACUUAAUUAAUAAUUGAAUUUUAAUUGUAAUAAAGCUAAAAAAUUAGAAGAAGUUUUGAGAAGUGUUCGUAAUAAACCAAAUGAAAUUUAAUUUAGCAAAAAUAACCUAAUUGAUUUAUAUGAAUAAUUAAAAAAAAAAGAAUAAAAAUUAUAAUCAGAAAUAACUAAGAUAAAUCUUUCAGAAUAAAAUUAAUAAGUAUAUCCAUCAACUUUUAAUGAAUUAAAAAUGGAAAUUUAAAAUUUAGAUUUUGAGAUAGAAAAAUUAAUCUAAGAAAUUCCUAAAGAUAAUUAGAUUUAAUAAUUCAAAAACGAAUUUACAAUAAAUUUAGAAUUUUAUGAACAAUUAUAAGCUUUAGUUAAUUAUAUAAUGUAGUAUCAUUUAACAAGAUAUUAUUAAGUAAUUAAAGAAGAUGAACUUAAAUAAAAAGAGAUAUGGAAUGGGAUAUAAACGCAUAAUGCAUAUAAAUAUGCUAUUUAAUAUAAAAUAACUGAAUAAAUAGAAGAAAACACUUAGAAAGAGAAGAAAGCUUAAGAUUUAUUGAAGAUAUACGAAAAUAUUCUGUUUAAUGAUUACAAUAAGAAGAUGAUUGAUGAAAUGGAAAGAGAUUAUGAAGAAAUCAAGUAACAAAUUGAAGUUUUAGAAGAUAACAUAAAAUAAAAAAAAUUAGUAACACUUAAGGCUACUUUAAAAGAUGAAAAAAUAAUAAAAGAAAUUAUUAACGAAAAAUAAUAUUAUAAGAUUACAGAGUUUACAUAGAUGAUAAUUUGUGAAAUAAUAUCGAAAUAAAACAAUAAAUAUUGA
This is a messenger RNA of Paramecium sonneborni, 4993 nucleotides long. NCBI's taxonomy places the organism in Eukaryota, Ciliophora, Oligohymenophorea, Peniculida, Parameciidae. The record is from the annotation of a GenBank genome assembly.